Drosophila gunungcola (fruit fly) is the source of this 787-nucleotide messenger RNA. It is a transcript of the gene msd1, whose product is annotated as augmin complex subunit msd1. Bases 91 to 495 code for a protein of 134 amino acids. The transcript is spliced from 2 exons. The record is from RefSeq and is a predicted model, not a curated record. Lineage: Eukaryota; Metazoa; Arthropoda; Insecta; Diptera; Drosophilidae.
AACGAAGCACCUUCGAUAAGUGUGGUAUUUUAAUCGCUCUGUAACCACGGUCACUCUGUUUCUCCGGCAAAACAAAACAACGAAUUCGAAAUGAGCGACGCUGUUGACAAAAUGUUGGCGGGAAUGGCUGCCUGUCGGCAGACCAUGAACAGACAAUUGGCUAAGAUAGACGAGAUAAUGGAGCGAUCGAACAACACACUGCUCCACAUCGAGUCCAAUAGCAAGAACCUAUGUCCCGCGGAGUCCCAAAAGGUGUACAACAUAUCGCCGAAGUGUGAGCUGGCUCUGUCCAAGAUUCUGGAGAACUUCAAGCUGCUCAUGCGCAGCAGCGACCAGCGGGAGGAGGCUUGCAGCGCCCUGGAGGGCUGUCUGGCCUAUCGGCAUCGCGUGGAGCACCUCGGCAGCUCCGUCCGCAAGCUGGUGGCCCUCUACGAAACCGUUGGCCAGAUGAGCAACCUCCAGGAGGAGCAGGAUGCUGGCGAGGAUUCGCCUUAAGAUGAUGAUUAAUAGUAUAAAACGUAUGCUAAUAAGUGUAAUUCCAUAACUUCAGUUGGUUACAUUUAAUGUCUGUUAAAUAUUAAAGAAUCCUGGUUCCAAUGAGCUACUUUAUUACCCGAAAUUGUUUAACAACCGUAUGCUUUGUCGUAGUUCUAGUGUAGGCUUUAAAUCACAGUAAAUUUAGAGUUUGAUAAACAUUGUAAGUCUCAAUUGAGUAGGGAAUUAAAUGGUUAGUGGUAAGAUCAACGAAUUUAUCUAAAUUUGUCGAAACGCUGAACUAUUUACAAAA